CAUGGCCUGUAAGCGUCACAGACAUCUGACAACUGACGCAUGCGCAUACGCUGUGAUAACGAGGACUCUAAAUCGAUAAUCGAGUGAUUCAACGGCACCUCCUACUGGAGUUCAUCUAUCACAAUGGCAGAUAAACAAAAUAAUCAGAAAAGUGUCAAAAUAGCCGCUGGAGCCGUAGUUUGUGUUGAAAGUGAAAUAAGAGGAGAUGUCACUAUAGGCUCCAGGACAGUAGUCCACCCUAAAGCUCGUAUCAUUGCAGAGGCAGGACCCAUCGUGAUUGGAGAAGGCAAUUUGAUCGAGGAGCAAGCUCUGAUCAUUAAUGGUUACCCUGAAAACAUCACACCAGAGUCUGAAGUGGAACCAAAGACAAUGACCAUUGGCAUGAACAAUGUAUUUGAAGUUGGCUGUGUAUCACAAGCCCUGAAAAUCGGGGACAACAACGUGAUUGAAUCCAAAGCUGACGUCGGUAGGAAUGUGAUCCUCACCAGUGGCUGUAUUAUUGGAGCCUUCUGUCAGGUCAACACCUGUGAAGUCAUACUUGAGAACACGGUCAUCUACGGCUCUGGAUGUAUGAGGCGGGUUCAGACGGAGAGACCACAGCCCCAGACUCUUCAGCUCGACUUUCUGAUGAAGAUUUUGCCAAACUACCACCAUUUGAAAAAAACUGUUAAAGCUGGCCACAAUGCUAGCUAAACUGUAACUUCAUACUUUAAAGCUGAAUUGUAAACAGCUAGCAAAACUCAUAUUUAAAUAGAUAUUUCUGGAAGGAAGCAUGAAUGUAUAGAACUAUAGAAUAUGUACCUAGCUUUAGCAGUACUUUUUCUCACUUACUGAUAAAUAUUUUCUACUCUAACCGCAACAGCUGAUAAAGAUGUCUUUAUCUUGCUGUGCCGAUGAUCCCUUUUCUAUAAUAAAUUAAAUAACAUAACAUGCU
Messenger RNA from Sander lucioperca (pikeperch), 934 nucleotides. Its product is annotated as dynactin subunit 6-like. The coding region runs from base 124 to 693 and encodes 189 amino acids. Gene Ontology annotation, cellular component: dynactin complex. The record is from RefSeq and is a predicted model, not a curated record. The transcript is spliced from 7 exons. Gene Ontology annotation, molecular function: dynein complex binding. Lineage: Eukaryota; Metazoa; Chordata; Actinopteri; Perciformes; Percidae. Gene Ontology annotation, biological process: mitotic spindle organization.